Molecule: messenger RNA, 1792 nt
Organism: Malania oleifera
Lineage: Eukaryota; Viridiplantae; Streptophyta; Magnoliopsida; Santalales; Ximeniaceae
Product: ultraviolet-B receptor UVR8
Exons: 15
Coding region: 198-1463 (421 amino acids)
Source: RefSeq, a predicted model, not a curated record
GAAAGUUGGAGUCUCUCAGUUCAGCAAGCAGAGACGUUGCAGUGUUGUGAGCCAUCACUUCAGCUGCUUUUCCGUUCAUUUUCCCCAAACCAUUCUUCCAAGUCAUCAAAUCCUUUCACGGUUGAACCACGAUCAUCAUCAAAUCUUCGCAGCAUCCAAUAUUCUCUCCAUCUUCAUGAUCGGUUUGCAAUAUCAAAAUGUGGAGUAGAAUUGGUGCUCAAUUCCUGAAGAAAUGCACUCUCAGAACUGAACUAGGGUUCCGGUUUUUUGGGAGGUCGACAUCGAACCGGCAUUCGGGAAAGACGUUUGCAGCGCUGUGGGGAAACGGUGAUUACGGGAGAUUGGGGUUGAGAGGUCUGGAGUCUCAGUGGAGGCCUGCGGUUUGCUCUGCAUUUGGCGAUGAGAGCCUUCGAGCCAUUGCUUGCGGCGGUGCUCACACAUUGUUUCUUACAGAGACUGGGCGUGUUUAUUCCACUGGCCUCAAUGAUUUUGGGCAGCUCGGCAUAUCAGAUGAAAAAAGUUAUACAACUGAGCCUGUGGAAGUCUCUGGGCUUUCCAAGGAAAUAAUUCAAAUUUCAGCUGGUUAUUAUCACUCUUCCGCUGUUACAGUUGAUGGGGAACUAUAUAUGUGGGGAAAGAACUCAAAUGGGCAGCUUGGCCUUGGAAAAAAGGCUGCUAAAGUGGUUCCGGUACCAAGUAAAGUUGACUGCUUGAUUGGGAUCACUGUCAAAAUGACAGCUUUGGGUUCAGAGCACUCAGUUGCUAUCACAGAAGAAGGCAAGGUUCUAAGUUGGGGGGGAGGAGGAAUUGGAAGACUUGGUCAUGGUCAUGAAUCGGGUUUUUUUGGGUUUCUAAAAAGCAGCAGUGAGUACACACCAAGGCUUGUAAAAAAACUUGAGGAAUUCAAGGUUAAAAAUGUUGCUGCUGGGUUGCUACAUACAGCAUGCCUUGACGAAAAUGGAUCUGUCUUCAUAUUUGGUGAAAAAACAGUGAAUAAACUUGGAUUUGGAGAGGGAAGUAAUGCAUCAAUGCCAUCGAUGAUUGGAGGAUUUCCAUUUUCUGAGGAAGUUGCAUGUGGUGGUUAUCACACAUGUAUCAUAACAAAUGGUGGAGAGCUAUAUACGUGGGGUUCAAAUGACAAUGGCUGUCUUGGUAUCGGUUGUACAGAUGUCAUUCAUUCACCUGAAAGAGUUCAAGGUCCAUUCUUGAAAUAUCCUGUUUGCAAGGUAUCUUGCGGUUGGAAGCAUACAGCUGCAAUUUCUGAAGGCAAAAUAUUUACAUGGGGCUGGGGAGGUUCACAUGGAACAUUUUCUGAAGAUGGACACUCGUCGGGUGGACAACUGGGUCAGGGAAAUGAUGUCGAUUACUACGAACCCACAGUGGUUAACUUUGGAAAGAAUGCCAAGGCAUUACAAGUGUCAUGUGGAUUCAAUCACACAGGAGCCAUACUUGAAUACACCUAAAUGCCUAGUCAUUACAAGUGUCAUGUGGAUUCAAUCACACAGGAGCCAUACUUGAAUACACCUAAGCUUCCGGGUAUGAUUUCGAGAUGGCAUUCUCCUUUUCUCAUGUGCAAAAACGGUUCAAAGCAACUUCAUUUUUCCUGUCUCUCUUUUAGUCCUCAAUUCUGAAAGCAGUACAAUUUUAUAUUUCAAAAGGCACAAGGAGUGGAGUAAUAUACUUAAUGAAGUUGUUUUAACUUGUAAAUUGUCCUUGUAUAUUGACUACAAACAAAUGUGUACACUUGUAUAAGCAAUAAAAUCUUCAAUAACUUGAAGGUAAAUUGUUUUUA